Messenger RNA from Raphanus sativus (radish), 1381 nucleotides. RefSeq names its product rac-like GTP-binding protein ARAC10. Gene Ontology annotation, biological process: cortical cytoskeleton organization; regulation of cell shape; regulation of actin cytoskeleton organization. Gene Ontology annotation, cellular component: cytoplasmic vesicle; plasma membrane; cytoskeleton. NCBI's taxonomy places the organism in Eukaryota, Viridiplantae, Streptophyta, Magnoliopsida, Brassicales, Brassicaceae. Gene Ontology annotation, molecular function: protein kinase binding; GTPase activity; GTP binding. The record is from RefSeq and is a predicted model, not a curated record.
GAUUUUAAUACAGAAAAGUUGCUAUGAUCCUUUGUGAAUCUUGGAAUUUUUAUUGUUGGUAGUUGCCAACGAAACUCUUGUUGGCCGAUAUUACAUUAUUGAGUAAAUUUGGACGAUAUAAUAAAUGAACAUUUUGAUAUAAAAUUUUAUACUUCUAACAGUAUUUGUAAUUCCAGCUUUCACUAGAAACGGUAUAUAUACUUAUGCUUGUAAUUAAGUAGGAAUGUAGGAUUACAACAUUUCAUUGUAGAAAAUUAAAUACAGAUGUUUAUUUAACGAAUUACAAGAUUUUUUAUAUUCGAAAAAAACUGGCAUAAUUUUUUUGGAAAUAUAUUGAAAACAGCAAGCAGAAAAGAAACAAAAAAGCAGGGGAUUCCUUGUAUGUUCUGUUUUGGGGUUUGCUUUAUAUUUUAACUCAUCUUCCUUGUUAAAGUAAUCCCACUUAUUAGUUUAUCUCUUUAUUUCCUUAUUCUUCUCGGUCUUCUUGGGUUUGGCUGUGUAUGUGUGUUGAGAUUAAGUCGAUGGCUUCAAGUGCUUCAAAGUUCAUAAAAUGUGUGACCGUUGGUGAUGGCGCCGUUGGCAAAACCUGUAUGCUCAUCUGCUACACCAGCAACAAAUUCCCUACUGACUACAUACCAACAGUUUUUGACAACUUUAGUGCAAACGUUGUAGUUGAAGGCACCACUGUGAACCUAGGGCUAUGGGACACUGCUGGGCAAGAAGACUAUAAUAGAUUAAGGCCUUUGAGUUACAGAGGAGCAGAUGUUUUCGUCCUGUCUUUCUCUUUGAUCAGCCGAGCUAGCUACGAGAAUAUUUUUAAAAAGUGGAUCCCUGAACUCCAACACUUUGCCCCAGGAGUUCCAUUAGUCCUUGUUGGUACCAAAUUAGAUCUUCGUGAAGAUAAGCAUUAUUUGGCUGACCAUCCUGGACUAUCCCCUGUAACUACUGCACAGGGAGAGGAAUUGCGUAAGCUAAUUGGCGCAACAUAUUACAUUGAAUGUAGCUCAAAAACUCAACAGAAUGUGAUAGCAGUUUUUGAUUCAGCGAUCAAGGAAGUGAUCAAACCGGUGGUUAAACAAAAGGAAAAGACCAAUAAAAAGAAGAAGCAAAAGUCUAGUCAUGGGUGUUUAUCAAAUGUUCUGUGUGGGAGGAUAGUGACUCGGCAUUGAUGAUGACCUAAACUCUAUCUGAUGAUGGCAAAAGUCCAGUCUUGAGUUUGUGUUAAAAAUGAGUUACAUACAUAUAUGUAGAUGGAAUCAUGUAAGAGAGAUGAUUAGCCUAUAAUCAUUCAAUAGUUUACAUUGUAAUAGAGGGAUAGAGAGAGCUUUACUAUUACUGACUCAAUUAUGUUUUAAAUGUUUUAAUCCAGUAUAUUAGCCUU